Linum trigynum is the source of this 5198-nucleotide messenger RNA. The record is from the annotation of a GenBank genome assembly. NCBI's taxonomy places the organism in Eukaryota, Viridiplantae, Streptophyta, Magnoliopsida, Malpighiales, Linaceae.
CACAGUUUGGUUUGGACCAUAGACCAUUAAGUAUGGUUUGGUCUGGUCCAUGGUCUGGUCCCUACUUCAUUCACAACCACCUUUAACUAGAGAGUAGAGAUAAUAGUGUCUCCAUAUGACAUUAUGUUAAUGUUUAUGACGUUAUGGUGCAAGUUGGGAUGCUUUUACUUUGUAUCUUUGUUAUGUACUAAGAUUUAGGGUAUCAAAAUUAUUCAUGCAUGUUAGGAUUAAUGUUUUAAGGCAAAUAACAAUGAUUUUUCAUGGUUAUUGGUUCAAUUUUUUGUGUGGUUGACUAAACAAAUUAUUCAUUUUUCGUUGAGUGUGGUCUAUCUGGACCAGACCGAACCAGACCGCACAGGCGUGGUCUGGACCAAACCGUAUAGUUUGUGGUCUGGUCUGUGGUCUAUACUUCAACCUCUCGGUCUGGACCAUAGACCGUAUAUAUGGUUUGGUCUGGACCAGACCGCACCGUUUCCCAGCCCUAAUAACCGCUACUUCCUCCUUCAUUGAAUUGGAAUUGAAUCCCUCGAUUUGAGAUUUUGAUGUGUCUGGACUUUCUCUAUUUGUGAUUGAUUGUGUAUAUAAAAUAGGUCCUCUCAUCAUCAUAUGUAUCAUUUGUGCUUGAUACCAAGAUCCUCUUACUCUCUAGCUCCUCUUUCUUGAAAGAAUUUGAAGCCUUCGUACGAUCUCGCAAAAUGAAAAAUGACGCCCCAUAAGGCCAUAACUCGAGAUAAGUUGACGAAUAUCGAUUUGUAAACUUUGUAAUCAGCCUCUAACAUACGUAAUUGUAAUUCGAUCAAUAAUCCUAAAGUAUUUGUGAACUUUUCUGAUGUCUUUCUAAACGAUUCACAACUCAUCUUGACUCUCGAUCAAAUAGUUAUCUUACAAAGUCACGUAUUUAACGAUAAUAAACUGUCCACCCACAAUCCAACGAACACGAUGCGUUGUAAACAUUUUUUUCACUAGAUUGAGGGCGGCCACCAAAAUUCCUCCUUUCGGGAAUCAGGUUUGGACUUUGGGCGGGGUUUAAUAAGAUAUAUAUAGUAUUUAAUUCUUAAUAUUGAAAGUGUCGCCCCGAUUUCCCAAACGGAGAAGAGAAAUGAUUGACUGAGUUAGUCAGUUUGUCAAGUUCACUCCGUAUCUGUGUUGAUCGGACACGGAUCACUCCGGCCGGGCAACCCCAAAAAACACCACGCCGGAGAAGGAGGGAAAACGGAACUCCAAUUCGAUUGCCUUUCACCCGCUUGGCUCAUCUUCCGUCUGGUUGCCGAGAAAAAUCCCGCCGAUCAGUGUUCUGCCUACCUGCUCUUCAGUUAAGCUCCUCUGUGGUCCGCCGUAGGGUUUCUCUGAGCAAGCUUUCAGUCUGUAUCUUUUUCCUCUCGGUGGAGUUUUGGUUCGUUUUGCUGCUUCUUUCUCCCUAAUUCGUUAUUUACUUGUUUGGUUGCUAAGGAAAAUGAAUCCGAUCACUUCGAGACGUGAUGGUAAAGUUACUGCUGGUUCUCUGGCAGAAGUAGGUAGUAGGCAAGGAUUCUUCAGGCCAAGAACUUUGGAGACUUUAGCUUAGGAUUGAAUUCUGUGUUUUUGCUGCCACUAUGGGGGUUGCCGCAUAUUUCAUUUGAACUCUAUAUUAGUAUCAGACUAUCAGUGUUAGGACAAACUACAAGCUAGAUUGUUUCUGAUUUCCCGCAGUUGGUUCUUUUUUAUUAGAUAAUGACAUUGCUGGGUGUUUGCUAUGGCAGGAGUUUGAGUAGGAUCUCGGUGAAUGGCUCUUGCCCUCAAACUAGUACCGGUUUUGGUGCUUACUUACGCGUUGGUAAACAGCUACGCUGUUGAAGAUGGUUUUGGCCAGUGUGAAAAUGUUGUCAAGAAGUGGACCACCUCAGCUCUUGGACAAGAAGCUAAGGAAGACAAACAUACCCUUCGAGAUUUGUUGUUUUUUCUUCAUGUCCCAAGAACUGGAGGGCGCACUUACUUUCACUGUUUCUUGAAAAAGUUAUACUCUGGCUCAGAUGAGUGUCCCCGUUCUUAUGAUAAGUUACACUUUGACCCAAGCAAACAAAAGUGCAGGCUAUUGGUUACUCAUGAUGACUAUAGCAUGAUUUCUAAGCUUCCCAAGGAGAAAACUUCAAUGGUGACCAUACUCAGGAAUCCUGUUGACCGGGUCUUUAGUGCUUAUGAGUUUUCAAUUGAAGUAGCUGCUCGGUUUUUGGUGCAUCCUAACUUAACGUCUGCAACUCAAAUGGCUGGUCGCUUGCGGUCUAAAUCCCCCGGAAUGAGUACAUUGGAUAUAUGGCCUUGGAAAUACUUGGUUCCAUGGAUGAGAGAAGACCUGUUUUCUAGGAGGGAUGCAAGAAAGCUUAGAGGCUCAGAUAGAAUUGAGAGCAAUAACCCAUAUAGCAUGCAGGAGAUCGUGAUGCCAUUACUUCAAUAUAUAAAUGACCCUAUAGCUCGUGAUAUUGUUCACAAUGGAGCAACUUUUCAGAUGGCAGGAAUAACUAACAACUCCUACUUUCCAGAAGCACAUGAAGUGCGUCACUGUGUACUAAAAUACAAGGUCCUUGGAGAUUAUGUCCUUCAAGUUGCAAAGAAGAGGCUUGAUGAUAUGCUGUAUGUUGGUCUCACAGAGGAUCACAAAGAAUCUGCUGCAAUGUUUGCAAAUGUGGUCGGAGCACAGGUGAUAUCCCAGACAUUAUCAUCAAAUGCUACCACAAAGUGGAAACCGGCUAAUCAGAAAUCAGGCCAUAGCUCUUUAAUCUCAAAUCCCGAGGCUGACCACGAGGAUCAUCUAGUGGGGCAGACUAACACCACAGUUCAUUCCACAGAUCUUAUAAGUGACAAUAGAGAAAAUAUGACGGUGAAGAAACUAAUGGGGUCUUAUGAAGGCUGUAUAAAGAAUUUAAGGAAAACACAUUCGCGCCGUCGAACUCUCUCCCUGAGGAGGAUUGCUCCUGCAAACUUCUCCAAGACGGACCGAGUGAAGGUUCCUGAGAUGGUGCUCGAGGAGAUCAGAUCUCUGAACCAGCUAGAUGUGGAGCUUUAUGAAUAUGCUCGCAACAUCUUCACUAACCAACACCAGAAAAGUCUCUUUCAACCAUAUGACACCACUGAAGGCCUGGGAAGGCUGGGCAGCAUUUUCAGCAACUAUUCAUCAGAUGGAGGAGUAAUGUCGUUGAGAUUACUGUCACUGGGCAUGUUUGUGGCCUUGUUCCUCCUGCUUGUAUAUGUCAACGCCAGGAGGAAAAUAUCGAAAGUCAAAAUAUAGAACUGAACAGGUUAAAGAAAAACUCAUAGACGGAGCCAGGGCAUUUGAAUGUGGCAUGAGACACAUCUAGUUAUGUCAAACUACAAUUAACCGCCAUGUAUGUCAAUAUAGGAUGAUGAAUUCUACACCUCUGCACAAGAGCAUUUUGUCACUGCACUACAAUUCAUUUCUUGUGAUUUUAUUGUCAUAUGAUAAUGUACCAUAACUUAAAUCUCCACUUACAUCAAAUCCUUACCUUAAUCAACCACAGCUGAAUUAAAAAUUAGGGUUCAACCCGAAAUUAAAAUCUGGUAGUCACCGACGGAACCCUAAGAACGAAGGAAAAUCAAUGAAUCAAUCAAUCGCAUGGCCAUGGAUGGGAUCUCAAAUCUCAUCUAAUUCUUCACGUUCGCAUGUGAUUCCCACAUGCACCUUUGAAUUUCCUUCCCGCAAUAUCUCUAUUGUUUUUUUCUUUUCCCUUAGUUGAUAAUAAUAAUAAUUAUAAUUAUAAUUGAUUGCUUCCUCCUACAAAAAUAAUAAUUCCCCCCCCCACCAAACACACACUACAACACACCACCUUCUUUCCUCCCAAAUCUCCUUAAAAAAAAAAACUAAUCAAAAUCUUGAGGAAAUUGUUGCUUUAGAACAUAAGUUCAGAACGCCAGUUGUGGUAAUUUCUAUUAUUAGUCGACACAUAUAAUUAGAGGUUUCGAGAAAAGCAUCACGCGAAUCAGCUGAUAAGCUUUGUUUAAAGUUAAAGACGUCAAUUACACGUAAACACAAAAACAAGUAUCAUUGCACCUUUUUAAGAACGAUGAAAAUAUGCUUAUAAUGCAUUAAUCCAUCUAAGAAAGAACCAACAAACGCUCUAUAUUCGAGCAGAAAUAUUUGACAAACAAGUACGGUAACGAUGCAUCGUGAAUGAGCAUAGGCAUGGGCUUCCUGCUCAAUAGAUUGACAACCUCCUAAAGCUGGAUUUGGGAAGUCUCCAUGUCUCAUAAAUAUACGGAAUGUAAUUCUGCAGCCGAUUACUUAGCUAGUAAAUACCAUGUUUAUCCUUUUGGCACACAUCUAUUCGAUGUGAGCGAUCCAGAUUUAAUGCAUUGUUAUGAGAAUUUCCCAAGAACGUUUAGCUGAUACUAUGUAGAUCUGUGUUGCUUCUAUCCUUCUACCCAAAAAAAAAAAAACGAUGCAUCGUGAAUGAUCGACUUUGCCAGGUGUAUCUACAAAUUACAAAACGACCUUCAAAGCAAAAUGUUGUGUAAGGCUUUGAGGAACUUUUUUCCUCCUCCAUUCUUCUUUAUCCUUCCAACAUUUUUUCGUACCAUCAUUUAUCAACAAAAUUUGUUGUAUUGUUGUUUGGUGGCUCCAAGGAGAGAAAAAAAAUUAUAUGAUGCCAUGCACCUCUCAACCGUCGGUGCUCUCUCGAGAUCAUAUGAACAAACAAAUAAUUAAUUACGAAAAUAUCUCUUCUUUUUCCCAACUUCCACCCUUCCUAGUUCCUAUUGCUGCCUUUGUCCCUUUCUCUAUGUUCUAGUGCUUCACGUUCCACUCCUCUUCCUAUGCACUCGCCACUUCCCGCCCUUCGAUUCACAUCCAUCCCUUCCUCCGGGAAUGUUGUAGUAUUUCUCAUGCAUCGCCAAAUUGAAAAGAUCGAAAAUUUCCAUCCACUGCAUCUUAGAUUGUUCAAUAACAAAGAGCCGAGUUGGAAAAAAGGAUUGCAACUCAGAGCUCUGUUACGCGGAUCGAGAGUGUCACUAGUUUACGACAAUCAAUUCGCUUCCGGAUAGAUAAGGGUAAUACGCUCGUUUCGUGGUCACUAAAAUAACUUUCUGACACGCGCGGUAUGGAAUUGGUGCAAGCAUUAAUACAAAUCGAUGAUCGGUGAAACAUUGAAGCAAAAGAGCAUUUGCAUAAAUACAUGUUACACACCCUCUAAUAAAUGUCUAUUUCUGCA